UGCGGCUGGUGGCUGGCUGGUGGUGGUGUUGUGGUUGUCGUUUUGAAAAACUAUUUUGACGUGCCACCGGCGCCCUUUGAAUUAACUCACGAAACCCCGGGAUCUGGCCUUCUAUUAUUGUGUACUAUAAUGGAGGCUGGAGAGACCAGUGUGAUAUACGACGUCCAAAGACCGAAAUAAAAGAUAUUGCUGAACCAUUUAAUCACAUAACCGAAACAAUGUCAGAAAUCACAGACGCUAGUAUUUUGAGGGAUGUCAUUGAAAGGAAUGGAUUACGUUUUAGUAAUUUUAAAACAAGGGAUGCAUCUAAGCUAUAUUCUGUACAGGCUUUUCUCAACGAAGUGUUGGAUCUGAAAGUUAAUAUUGUUAAUAUUGAAAGUAUCGAAGAACUACAGCCUUGUUUGGAUCGGUUAAAUAGAGAAUUUCAAAAAAGAAGCUAUCCAGAGUAUGAUCUAGCUAAAGAAGGAAUCCAGGAAUUACUGAUUGAUGAGACUGUUGAUGCCAAUAUACCAAAUGUGAAAUCUAAAGAUGGAAUUGACAUUGAUUAUAAAAUGGCAACAGUGGUGCUAAAGUCUUACCUUGACAAUAUCACAACAAGGCUUGAGAUAUUUAAAUAUGUAUGUGUUCAUAUCGCUGAUAGGGAUAUAGGCACACAUACAGGUAUUUUUCCAGACUUGGGAGCGGUAACAUGGAAUCUUUCCAAAAAUUUGGAUGAAUUGAGAGCAGAUAGGUUUCGUAAAAAAAUAAUAGCAAUUCAUUUGGAAAGUAAUAUUUUAGAAAUACAAAAAUCUGAAGAUAUCAUCCAUGCAGCAUCUGAAAUAGAUUCUCUAAUAAUAUUCUCUACUUUUGUAAAACAGCCACAUUUGAAGACAGAGAGACUUAGCGAUUAUGCACCAACUUUAGCAAGUCUCAAAUUUAAAGAUGAUGAUAAAAUCCAGAAAUAUGUAAUGCCUGAUAAAAAAGUGCAUUAUGAUUUCAAGCGUCAGAUAACACUAGUCAAACCGCAAAAUCAAACCCAAAGGAAGGCACUGUAUAAAAUAAUAAACAGCGAUGAACUUAUGGUGAAGUACAGCAGGCCAAUUCUGAAUGAAAAUGAUAGCGUUACCUCAUUUUAUCGUCAGCUGUACAAUUCUGAUUUGAUUUACUGGGAAGACUAUAAAAUUGGAUUUCUAACAGAAUCCAUUAAAAAUAGAUAUAUUGAAUUUUACAAAACAAUGGUUAUAGAUUCAAAUAGCGAAUUCGAUAUAGAAUCAAGAUUUCUGAGACAUGCGAAUGACUUUCUUAAUUUUAAAGAAAAGGAAAAUGGUAACGAUACCAUGGAAAGUUAUGCUUACUAUUUUCUAAAAUCUUUGGAUUUAUUUAUUACGAAAUGGGCAGAAGUCAAUCAACCCGACUAUGAAGCCACUUUAAGCUUGGAAUUAUAUCAUUUGCUACGGCAAAUAUCGUCUAACGGCGUUAAAUCUAACGUUUCAGUUAAUAAUAGUCAAGGCACAACUAAACUCUGUGAUUUAAUGUUUCGAAACAAAGAAACUGCUCUCAUCAUUAAGGCCAAAUAUUCCCGAAAUAAAGAACUAUUGAUGCAAGGACUUUCACAGCUAGAAAAUGAAUACAAGACUGUAUUGAAAGAAUAUGAAAAACAAGCUUAUUUGGUCAUUGAUAUGUUACAUCAAGAAAAAAACAAAUUUAUGGUUUCCAUGAUAUUACAAGUGGCAUACUCCAAUGAUGGUGCAAAUAAAUCAACUAAACCUCGCAUAUCUUUUUUGACAUUGUAUAAUACGAUUGGCGAAAAAACGUGUAUACAUUUUGAUCAAAAAUAUAAAUUAUUAGAACUAACUUAGAGUAGAAAAGGCUGGUGUAUGCACAAAAUAGCAGGCUGUUUUUAAUAAUUUUAUACAACUAUGUAAGUUACCUUUAUAACAUAGCGAUAAAUAAGUGCUCUGUAAAUAUUUUAUGAAUCUCAGAAUAAAAAUGCAAUAACAAGUCUGAUCCUAAAA
This is a messenger RNA of Nasonia vitripennis (jewel wasp), 1994 nucleotides long. RefSeq lists its product as uncharacterized. NCBI's taxonomy places the organism in Eukaryota, Metazoa, Arthropoda, Insecta, Hymenoptera, Pteromalidae. The coding region runs from base 219 to 1838 and encodes 539 amino acids. The transcript has 4 exons. The record is from RefSeq and is a predicted model, not a curated record.